Messenger RNA from Paraglomus brasilianum, 969 nucleotides. NCBI's taxonomy places the organism in Eukaryota, Fungi, Glomeromycota, Glomeromycetes, Paraglomerales, Paraglomeraceae. The record is from the annotation of a GenBank genome assembly.
AUGACAUUCAUUCAUGAAAUCAAGAAUAUCGUAAAGUCAGUCGGACUUGGCGACUUGUCGUUCUUUACAAUACCAAAUGAUAAAAUCGAAUUCAAUCCGAUGAAAUAUGAUAACGUUUCGUUUAUCGUGAACGGACAAAUGCACGGAACAGUCAAAAUAGUGCAUGGCAGAUACGAGCUAGACCAUGCGAUGAUUGUGUCAAAAAUAUUCCUAACCGAUGAAUCGAUGGUGGGCAAAGUGUCUAUUACUCCUGUAUUCUCGGAAAACGGCCUGACCGUGACGAUAGAGGGUCCUCGUCAAUUUACACGUGCUCGAUAUGAUACGGAAAUAGCAUUCCCAAAGAGGGUGACUGAUCUUUCCAGUCUUAAGCUGGAAGUCGUAGAUGCGACAGUCGAGAUUGGUGAAAUGAAUAAUUUGUUUAUUGAUAAAGUUGACAUUAUCAAUACCAACGGAAGCAUCGAUGCUAAGUUGUUAAAAUCGUCAACGACACAUCUCAAGGCUGCAAAUGGACCCAUCGCCGGAUCGUAUCAGCCGACUACAGAGUUCAUAGCUGUGACUUCCAACGGCAACAUUGAAUCGAGCGUAUCGCCAGCAAUGCAACCAUUAGUAACAGAGCUUUCUACAACAAACGGUCACAUUAAGGGUUUCUAUCGUUUGGCUAAGAAAUUCUCGGCCAAGACUACAAACGGCUCAGUAUCAAUUCAGGGACACAUAAAGAACGAAGAAAACAUUGAUGUUAAUAUAGUAUCUACAAAUGGAUCGGUCGGAUUGAUUCUGCCAAGAAUUUAUAAAGGCCGAUUCCAGCUGGAAACAAUGUGGGGCCCUACGUCUGUUAAUGAAUUGCUUGAUGUGAAGUUUGAGACGGAUACACGCAGUACGAAGAUCGGUGUCAAGGGAGAUGAUUUAAGAAAAGGCAAUAUCAGACUGAGCACAGUUAAUGGCGGAGCGAAGUUGGAGUUUAAAAUUUAA